UUUUUUGUAACAACGGCACGGUCAAACACGUAACGACGUGAACAGAAAAAUCUACAGAACGCGCGACGUCAUCACGCAAAAGAGAUGAGAGAGAGAGAGAGAGAGAGAGAGGCGCUAGAUCAGGUCAUCGGGAGAUCGGAAGCGUGAGUGCACUGCGAUCCGAGGAUUUCUUUCGGAAGCGUGAAUGGAGCAUGUGUAGAGGGCGCGACGUCAGCACGAGAGGGAGAGGGGGUGGACCAGAUCGUUGGGAGAUCGGAAGCGUUUGGUUUAACUGAUAGGUGUUGUCCUUUAGCUGCAGAUAUUUUCUUUUGAUGAAUGGAGUAAGAUAAAAUCUGGUUUGUACUUUGAAAAAUGAGUGUGGAGAAGCAGAAGAAGUUCCUCACAGUUGCACCUUUCAAGUGUGUCUGGCGUGAGGAGCUGAGGUUUAAAGAGGCUGGGCGUGGUUGUGUUGCCUUUGAAGCUUUUGCUCAAAAUGAUGUGACUUUGGUGUUCAGGGAGCAAGUGGGGAGCCAACACUAUCAUUACAAAAUGGAUAACAAUCCCAACUAUACCAUCAUUUUCGGUAGUCAUAGAAAUCGAAGGCUAAAGAUCGAAGCAAGUGGGAAGACUGUUGUAGACGUUGCUGGAGUGGGGUUAUGUUCAUCAGCAUUUCAGAGCUAUUGGAUUAGCAUAUAUGAUGGGUUGAUUAGCAUUGGCAAAGGGAAGUAUCCUUUUCAGAACCUUGUCUUUGAAUGGCAUGAUUCAGAGCCUAAUUUUAAUGUGCAGUAUAUUGGUCUAAGCAGCUGGGAUAAGCAUGUUGGAUACAGAAAUAUCAGUAUCUUGCACAUGCCAUCACAUCACAAUGCCCUUUGGAGCCACAUAGACUAUAAAGAUUAUGAAGGAGAGGAUGAUGACGAUGAUGGGCUGGAGAAUGUGAAUGACAAUUUAGGAAAGUGGGGGCUUCUUAAUUUUUUGGAGAACUGGGAUCUAGCUGAUGUCUUAUUUGAAGUUGGUACAGAAAGAAAGGUUAUUCCUGCACACAAGGUGAUUUUGAGUUCUACUGGUGAUUUCUCCUUGGGAUCAACUGAUGAAAAUGUUAUAGAACUACCUUCAACAUCAUAUCCUGUUCUCCAUGCCUUUUUGGAAUUCAUAUAUAUUGGCCGGACUCAAAUUGUAGAAUGGCAACUUGGGCCACUACAGGAGUUGAGCUUACAAUUUAAAGUUAUAGCAUUGGUUAAGCAGUGCGAAGAAAUUAUGGAUUGUUUUAGGAAGAACAAAAAAUUGUUUGAUUCUGGUAAGAAAGUCGAAAUUAUCAAUCUGAGCUCCCAAGUUCGGCAAUUUGGUAUCUUUCCUUGCGAAGUACGUCUUGACGUGGGAAAGCUGAAGCAUUUUCUUGCUACUGGUGAGCAUAGUGAUAUAAAGAUACAUAUUGAAGAUCAUGGCCUUGUCGUGCAGUCGCACAAGCUCAUUCUUAGUCUAUGGAGUGCACCAUUUGCAAAGAUGUUCACGAAUGGGAUGGUUGAAAGCAGUUCUUCAGACAUAUAUUUAAAGGAUGUUCCUGCAGAAGCAUUUUGGGUUAUGAUACAGUUUAUGUACAGCGGAGUACUUGAAAUGGACAUCACAGAAAUGGGUCCUAUACUAAUUCCACUUCUUCUACUUGCUGACCAAUUUGGCGUUUUUUAUCUUCAGCGAGAAUGCUGCAAACGAGUUAUGGAAUGUCUUUCGGAGGAUAUAGUGUGUACCAUUUUACAAGCAGUUUCAUCAAUCCAAUCAUAUAAACUCCUUGAAGAAACAUGCAAGAGGAACUUUGCAAUGCACUUCGAUUAUUGUACAACUGCCAGCACUGAGUUUGUGUUGUUAGAUGAGGCGACCUUUAGGGAGAUUCUUCUGCAUGCUGAUAUGACUGUAACCUCAGAAGAGAAGGUUUUGGAUGCAAUAUUACUAUGGUGCAUGCAAGCCUGUAAAGUCUUUGGUUGGGCUACAGUGGAUGAUCUCCUUAUUUCUUCAACACCUGAACAAAUUUUUGGAGAGAGGUUUCAAUCAAUUUUCUUGCUGCUACCAUUUGUGCGAUUUCCAUUAAUGCCAUUAUUUUUGCUUGAGAAGCUAGAAGACAGCAGGCUUAGCAACCAGAUUCCCAUGUUUGGAGACUUGGUGAAGGAAGCCAUUCAAUAUUCUGGUGGAAUCAAGAUGCCAGAAGUCAGUCAGAAUAUAAGAUUUCAGCACAGACAUUCUAGUUACAAGGAGCUCCAAUACAUAUGUGAUGGUGACAAAAAUGGAGUAAUAUAUUUUGCUGGGACAUCAUAUGGGGAACAUGCAUGGGUAAAUCCUGUUCUAUCCAAGAAAAUCACUCUGACAGCCAGCAGCCCUGCUUCUAGGUACACAGACUCAAAGGCACUGGUAUCAAGGACAUACCAGGCCACCUCCUUUGCUGGACCCCGGAUUGAAGAUGGCCAUAGUUCUGCAUGGUGGAUGGUUGACAUUGGACAUGAUCACCAGCUGAUGUGCAAUUAUUACACCUUGAGGCAGGAUGGCUCCUCAACAUACAUAAGAUCCUGGGCUUUUCAGGGAUCUGUGGAUGGCAAAAAUUGGACUAAUCUGAGAGUUCACAACGAUGACCAGACAAUUUGUAGGUCUGGCCAGUUCGCAUCAUGGCCUGUAAUUGGUCCUAUGGCGCUGCUUCCGUUUAGGAUUUUCCGAGUCAUUUUGACUGGUCCAGCAUCAGGUGAUGCCAACGUUUGGAACCUUUGUAUCUGCUUCAUUGAGCUCUAUGGCUACUUUAUCUAACUGAAGUGGAUUCUAGUGGCAAAAGCCAUUUUGUUGCUUGAUCAUACGAAGUCCAUCUGUGGUUGUACAUACAAACAGAACAGAAGAUGGAGAUGUUGGCUGCCUGAUAUGCUUAUCAGCUGUCAAAUUUUGUGUCAACUAAUUUGCUUAUCUUUCUGGAUGAUGAACGAUGGAAAUUUUUGCUCGGUUUAUGAUCUGUAAUUCCUACAUGUCCAGUAAACCGAUGUUCCUGAUGGGACUACAUGAUACUAAUCUAUUGUAUGACUAAUAUACCUGUAUCACAAAUGUAGUAGCUUUUAUUAAUUUGAUUAUUA
This is a messenger RNA of Musa acuminata subsp. malaccensis (wild Malaysian banana), 3077 nucleotides long. RefSeq names its product BTB/POZ domain-containing protein At2g30600. NCBI's taxonomy places the organism in Eukaryota, Viridiplantae, Streptophyta, Magnoliopsida, Zingiberales, Musaceae. Gene Ontology annotation, molecular function: protein binding. The record is from RefSeq and is a predicted model, not a curated record.